Molecule: messenger RNA, 927 nt
Organism: Lecanosticta acicola
Lineage: Eukaryota; Fungi; Ascomycota; Dothideomycetes; Mycosphaerellales; Mycosphaerellaceae
Source: the annotation of a GenBank genome assembly
AUGGCAUCGGCUGGCUCGAUUGCGAUUGAAACACCAGACAAGAACGGUCUUGUGACUGGCCAUCAAUUACUGCUUCUUGUCCUUUCUAUUGUGUUCUCCGUCAUCACCGGAUCGUGUAUCGCUUUCCGGAUCUACUCUAGGGCUCAUGUUGUUGGAAAGAUAUUUUUUUGGAGGAUGGUAGGUCAUGAAAGGUAUUCGACAGUCCUUCAAAGAGACUUAAUAAUCGCGUCUAGUGCUCAUAACGAUUGGUGCAGUAAGUCCAUUCAAUUUGUAUGGAUCCAAGCAGGACGAAGACCUGAUUCUUGACUACACAGUUCCUGGCCAUUGUCCUGUCAGCUACGUAUGCCGCAGGCAUGCAGCAUGGGAAUGUUGGAGUCUCGAAUCCAAAACUUGUGCUGAUAGACAUAACAGGUGCCUUUCAUGGGCUCGGAACGCACAGUAAGUCUUCUGAGACGCGAAUCCCUUGUAUCGAGAUUGACCACGGCCUGUAGUAUAGCAAACCAUUGCGCACCCUAGUGACUUCAUUCUGGUCUACAAGGUGUGCCACUAGCCCAAGUCAAGCCAUCAACUCGCGCUGAGCUAAUGACAUGUUCGCAGCUCGCAUUCGUGGUCACCAUUCCAAUACACCGGGCCCAACUUAUUCGUCAAGUGCUCAUUUCUGGCGCUUUAUCUGAGACUCGACUCCAGAACACCGAUGCGCUGGGUGGAUACUUACUAUUCAUCGUGGAAACGGCACAAUUCGCCGCCAGUUGCGUGGUAUUGGGUCUAGCAUUUAUUUCGUCUGAGCACCUCCUUGAUGGUCAAGCGCAUUCCAUUGUCGGCUUGGAUGCGCUCCAAGACUUCUACAAUGCCAAAGAUAUUCUAUGUUCGCCCACCUCGGUGGCGAUAUACAUCACGACGAUGAUUCUCUUCUCUCUGUCGACUUGA